AUGGAAGAAGAGAAGGUCGACGCGAAGGUGGAAGUGGCAGCGGCAGCGGUCGAGGAACAAAAGCGCUUUGAGAUCAAGAAGUGGAACGCCGUCGCGCUAUGGUCGUGGGACAUUGUCGUCGACAACUGCGCGAUCUGCAGAAAUCACAUCAUGGAUCUGUGCAUCGAGUGCCAGGCGAACCAGGCGUCCGCGACCAGCGAAGAGUGCACGGUCGCGUGGGGGGUGUGCAACCACGCAUUUCACUUUCACUGCAUUAGUCGCUGGCUCAAGACUCGUCAAGUGUGUCCUCUCGACAACCGCGAAUGGGAGUUCCAGAACAAAGUUGUUCCAGGCAAGAUCAGUCGUCGGGACUUGCUGGACGACGUCUAG
Molecule: messenger RNA, 369 nt
Organism: Aphanomyces invadans
Lineage: Eukaryota; Oomycota; Saprolegniomycetes; Saprolegniales; Verrucalvaceae
Product: E3 ubiquitin-protein ligase RBX1
Exons: 2
Coding region: 1-369 (122 amino acids)
Biological process (GO): ubiquitin-dependent protein catabolic process; protein ubiquitination
Cellular component (GO): nucleus; cullin-RING ubiquitin ligase complex
Molecular function (GO): ubiquitin protein ligase activity; zinc ion binding; cullin family protein binding
Source: RefSeq, a predicted model, not a curated record